UUAACACUCUAACAAAGAAAACAACAGCUGUUCCUGACAAAAUGGAUGUAUUCCACAUAUUUACAAUUAUCGAUAAAAUAACUUUAACAUUUUUAGGAUUACAACUCAAAGGAUUUUAUUACUUAUGAAUUAAAACGUACGGCGGAAAUAAAGAUGCACUAUAGGGAUAACCCAGCCCAUAUAUGUCAUCAUAGUAUUAUCAUGACCAAUUACAAAUGAUUAGGUUGAAAACUUACAAAAUUAAGAUCGUCAAUAACGAUGAUGUUUCAAAUAAAAUCAUCUAGAUUUACUGGAACAAUAAAUAAUAUUUUACGCUUGAGAAGAAAUCCAGGAAUGGUAGAAAUCAUAAGCAGGUGUAAAAAUGAAUCAUCGGAUCACAAUGACAGUAUGUGGAUUGAGAACAGAGAAGUCGGCAUUUGGGGAAAUGCAGAGGAAAUUUUCUCCUCCCCUAACAAUGUAAAAACCCAAAAAAUUGGGAAGUCUGAGAGGCGAUACCAAACUGUGAAAUAUAAGGAUGAAGAUGAACAUAACAUGAGAGUGAAAGUUUUAACAAAACAACAUCUUUAUCCAACUUAUAUGCAAUACAUUUCCACUUUGGACGUCAAUUCUAAUAUAAAAUAUACCAAAAAAGCUGGAAUCAUUUGUACUAUAGGUCCCGCAUCAAGAAGUGUCGAUAUCCUCGUGAAAAUGAUGGACGCAGGAAUGGAUAUGGCUCGUUUGAAUUUCUCUCACGGAACACACGAUUUUCACAGGGAAUCGAUUGUAAAUAUCAGAAAAGCUGUUGAGAUUCGUUCUAAACGAGCAGGAAGACCUUUACCAAUUGCAAUAGCAUUAGAUACAAAAGGACCAGAAGUUCGAACAGGUCUAAUAGCAGAGGAAUCGAAGGAGGUUGAUGUUAAAAAUGGAACGACGAUGACACUCCACACAGAAAAGAGCUAUUUUGACAAAGGCACCGUAUCCGAUAUAUACAUCGAUCUAGCUACAUUGCCAUCGAUUGUUAAGCCUGGGACAGUUAUAUAUAUCGACGACGGACUCAUUGAGCUCAAAGUAUUGGAGACUGGUGGAACUUGGAUUAAGUGUUUCGUUGAAAAUGGUGGAAAAUUAGGAAGCCAGAAAGGAGUGAAUAUACCUGGUUCAAAACUUAACUUACCAGCAAUUUCGGAAAAAGACAAACUAGACAUCAGGUUUGCUAUGGAGCAAGAUAUAGACAUCAUAUUUGCUUCAUUUAUUAGACGUAAAGAAGAUGUAUUUGAAAUACGGAAAGAAAUUGAUGCGAAAGAAGAUUAUGAAAGAAUUAGAAUUGUUUCUAAAAUAGAAAACCACGAAGGUAUAGAUAAUGUCGAUGAAAUAACUGAUGUCAGUGAUGGAAUAAUGGUGGCAAGAGGAGAUCUAGGAAUUGAAAUAUCUUCAGAGAGAGUUUUUCUAGCUCAAAAACGAAUGAUUGCGUCCUGUAAUUUGGCAGGGAAGCCAGUGAUCUGCGCUACCCAAAUGCUCGAAUCGAUGGUAAAAAAGCCACGUCCAACGAGAGCCGAGAGCUCAGACGUGGCCAACGCCAUCCUGGACGGAGCCGAUUGCGUCAUGCUCUCUGCAGAAACGGCUAAGGGGAAAUAUCCGGUCAAGUGUGUCCAAAUUAUGGUGGAAAUAUGCAAAGCCUCCGAGGAAGCCGUACAGCACAUGAAGGUUUUCCAGGAAGUGACCAGAUUAACGCCGAUGCCCUCGGACAAGACCACCGCAGUAGCCAUCGCAGCGGUAGCAGCAGCCAACAAGACUUUGGCGACGGCCAUAUUAGUCAUGACUACAACUGGAUAUUCUGCCUUCGUCGUCGCCAAGUUCCGACCGCCCUGCAACAUAUUCGCUAUAACUGCCAAGCACUCUGUGGCUCGAAAAUGUUUUCUCUAUCGUGGCAUUAUCCCUGUCAUACAUAAUCGUAAGAAACAGGAUGAUUGGUCUCUAGACACUGAACAAAAAAUUAGAACGGGUUUAAAAGCAGGAUUGCAGAUGGAGUACAUACAUAAAGGAGAUAUGGUAGUGGUUAUGACCGGAUGGAAGAAAGGUAGAGGGAAUACCAGUACCAUGAGGCUGAUUGAAGUCACUGAUGAAGUCUGUAGAAGAGUUUUUAAUGAGGAAAAUACGUGAAAUUAUGUAUUUUAAAUAAUUGAUUGUUAACUUCGGCAACUAUUAAGUGAUGUGAAUGGGAGGAACCAACUUUUGUUAUAGAUAAAGAUGUAUACAUAACAUUCUUUCUCAUGUAAUUUUAAAAUAAAUUAAUUAUUACUUC
Messenger RNA from Nezara viridula (southern green stink bug), 2278 nucleotides. NCBI's taxonomy places the organism in Eukaryota, Metazoa, Arthropoda, Insecta, Hemiptera, Pentatomidae. The record is from the annotation of a GenBank genome assembly.